UGUCGCGCUGGCGAAACUGGUAAACAUACUACCUGACCUUCACCUCAUAAGUUUCUUCUGCUGGAUUUCUACGCCCAUACGAUGCCCGCUGUUGACAUCAUUUUUCCUGCAAAAUCCCUACUCUACCGCAUCAUUGAGGAUAUAAUGGAUUUAAUUAUACACGCCUUCCAUCAAUGAAGACUCGCAGACAUAUUAGCGCAGUGGUGUUCACUCACUCCACUCCCCGUCGCUCCGAAACCUCCGCCAGUUCGAAGCUCGCUAAUGUUGUUUCCCAGUUUCCCCCCCCCCCCCCCCCCCACACCUGUGCAGCAGCUUCUUUGUCCCUUAUCAUCCAUGAUUUGCCUUUACUGACCCAUAGACACCUUCUCUCAUACCCGGCGUAUAUACUACGGGCUAUAAGCUACCUCUGGAUGUGUAUACUUGCUGUUUUUGGUCGGGCGGUAGGCUUAGCAGUUGUUAUGCCGCCUUGUCGCAUAUUGCAAAUAUUGCGGCCCAAAAACAUCCAGGCACUACCACCUGCCAAUGCUAUCUUAGCCUACCACUACUACUAUUACGACACCGCGACCCGAAUCUGCUCCCCUUUAGCUCUAACCUCCUUCCUCUGCCGUACGCUCCCGCUCCUUGUCCUCUAGCCUAUGCCCCGAACAGGCCGCAAGGGGCCUUGUAGCGCCUCCGACAUCACCCGCCACCCGCGCGUACG
Cucurbitaria berberidis CBS 394.84 is the source of this 700-nucleotide messenger RNA. RefSeq lists its product as uncharacterized. The transcript is spliced from 2 exons. Lineage: Eukaryota; Fungi; Ascomycota; Dothideomycetes; Pleosporales; Cucurbitariaceae. The record is from RefSeq and is a predicted model, not a curated record. Bases 174 to 632 code for a protein of 152 amino acids.